UUUGCUAUGUACUACAACUUGAAUGUCUGAAGUUACGGCCACUGAACACGUGCAUUUAUCCCAUACAGACCUAUAUGCAAUAGCAGCAACGCGAGGUAUGCUUAAGAAGGGAAUAAUGCAAGCAAAAAAAAAGACAUCGUUUUCACUGAGGUUGGCCGAAACUUCGACCUUGUCGUUCAGUUGUAUUUGACGUCUUACGAGUCGUGUUUACGUGACGUGAAGCUGUUGUUCCUGUUACUCCCAUAACAAAUGGAGCUAUGGCUGCAGCAGUAGAAGUAGCAAAAAUGCCGUAAGUAAAUUUCAGCUCUUCCGAUAGCAGUUCCUGUUGGGAGGAGCGCUAUUAGCUUGCUGACGAGAACCACAACAUAUACAGUGGCCCAUCAUUUGCAAUGGUAAUAACACUUUUAAGCGGACGGAACGAUGUCGAUAUUUACUUUCCGUCAACUGCGCUUUGCUAACGUCGCGGGUCGCUCCCGAUGCCUCUGUCGCUGCAUUUUUAGCACCGCAAUAGAGCCAUUCCGUAGGAGAAAUGAGUCGAGAGAUAAAACUUGAGGCGCUCCGCCAUCGUUGCUUUUGUUGCUACUGUUGAUUUCCUUUAAGUUUGGUUAACCGCCUACGUGCGUUCCAACGGCGAGCGUUAAAUCUCGAACGGCAAACUCACGAUAACGUUGCCAAGACUCAUUACUAUUGUUAGCUAUUGUCGUACGCUUAUUCGCUCAUCAGUACAUCUGCCUACGAGGCUAAACGAUAUUCGUUCAAUGGGGAAAAAGCUAAAUAUCUAAUGGAGUCGCUAUUAUGAUUAGCACGUCGCGCCGUUGCGACUGCAAAGUUUUCUUUACCUCAAUAGAUGCGAUCACGAGCAGCAUCAGCUUGAGUAACAUCAAGAUGGGAAAAUUUUGUGUGAGCGGGUGCAUGCGAACAGAUGUCGGGAGAUCAAUCACGACAUCAGUCGCUGCUUCAUAUAUCGUAAACAUCUGCGUGUUUAAAUUUGACUUUUCAUCAGCAUUAAGCGACACAUUGAAUGGAUGAACGGACGGCGCGCAGCAGAAAGGUCCGGACUUGAACUCCGAGCCCGACAUGGUGGUGUGUCUGGUCAAACGGCAGCGGAGAAGGUAACUGACGUUGAGUGAAACUUCGGUCGGCGACCACCACAGUGGCAGUUAAGUUUGGGCUUCGUUAACAUUCGGCGUCCAUCGUUAGCAGCUGCCGCUAAUCGCUUCCGUGGAAUCGUCGUGCUGUUCUGUGCGUUUACGACGCGAUGUGCAUUUGUUUUGCGGGAGGAAGAGCAGCAACGGGACUUCGGGAGCGAUCGAGGCAUCAUUGUGACGGACGACCUGCGUAGCAGUGAAAGAAGAAUAUUUGGCAGUUCGUUGUUGGCUGAUAGCCAGUGCGCGUAAAGAUAGUCAAUAGAAGUGGUAAAGGCAGAAAGUCAGGCCUGGUGAGGCUGCUUCGGAGCGCCGCACGGUAGCCCCGGCGCUCGGGGUUUCCGGGCGAGCGGAUGAUGCUGACGAUGAGCGACGAGCAACUAUAAAGCCGAGCAACUUUUCAGCCCUGGGCAUAAUAAAUACUUCUGCCCCGGAGUCGCAUCCGCGGUGCGACGCCGACAAGUAUCGUCUGAAUAGUGUUUUUGUCUUAUUGUUGCCAUAAUCAUCAUUAAUUCGCGAUAUUAUCACUAAAUUGAAAAGCAAGAGGAGAAAAGACAAGAUGUCAAUCAUGUACAUGCUCUAAUAUUAGAAGAAUAGUGGUGACGAUAAUCUAUAACUAGUCUGUGAGCUCUACAGAUUUCUAAUGAGAUGAGUAAGUGAAAAACGUUUACGAUCUUGGUUGAUCUGGAAUUUCAUUACCAGCUCCUCAGUGAGCACUUGCUAUUUGUCUGAUCAUACUGUGCGGAAGCCGUGUGUUCGUGUCCAACCAUCCAGUAAAGAAAUCCGUGUUACUCAAAUACUUCCUGAUCAUCCGCUGUAAGAAUGAGCCUUCUUAUCAAGAACGGUGUAUGUUUCCUUAGUUUAAUGCUGCUGGUCGGCGUCGACGGUUUGGCUGGUUCUCUUGCCGCGCUCGGCUCCAUUGGAGGGCCGAUGGGACAGGUUGGCGUUGCGCUCCAACAGCUGCACCAUCUUCAACAGCUGCAACGCUUUUCGAAAGCGGUCAACGUAUCGGACUUGGCAGCUGCCGGCGGACGCGUGGCACGUGAGUUAUCAAAAUCGCUGAACACAGACGUGGUGGCUGUCGGAAAGGCAUUGGCAGGUGCUGGAGCUGCACUUGGCUCAUUCGUGUUCCUUGGCGGCAUGGGCGCUUUGCUCGCAACCGGCCUCGGGGCGUUCAAAUACGCUCCAGGCAUCUAUGAUCAGGCCGGCAUCGUGAAGACAGACAAAGGGGUGUUCUACAACGCGGCGCGAACAGCGAAAAGUUUCCAGGAUGUAAAGCGUCCAUCAAAUCCUGAGUUGGUACCGGCGCUCAAUGAUUUACUGACUAAAGUUUACGAAGCAGUCGAAAAUGGUGUGCCACAACUUCUUGAACGACUGCGCUAAAAUUGUCAUGAUCGUCUCAAUCGUAUGAUGCGCUUGUACGUUAGUUGCCCCAGAACACAAACAGUUGUAGAACUCUUUCAGGUACAAUAGGUUUGCGACUUAUGAGAUCAUAUGAGAUAGAAACUUUCGUUUUCAUUCAUCGCAUAUUAGGAAUCACGUGUGAGAUGUGCGCUCAAAACCAUGCGUGGACACGAUUGCUGCUUAGGGAACAAUCAUACGAUGUGAUGUAUGCGGAAACUUUUACUUUAGUCCCAUCUAUAAGAAACAAAGCAUCAACAUCAGAAUUGUUACCCGAAAGAAGAAGCCAGUUUUUUUUUUAGCUAAUGAGCUCCUUCUUAUUAUUAUUAUAAUAAAUGAAAAAAACACUUUGAACAAAACACAUUUUUGUUCAUCGAGGUCCCUAAUUACAACUAUGUACACAAUUCUAAUCAGAAAAAUACCAGAUUGCUUUCAUCUAAUGAUCUUGGAUGUAUUCGUCAAGAUAUAAAGCACAUUCCAUCCGUGCCACUGGAGCUCAGAGGAGUCCGAAACGUUUAGAAACAAACAGCCAGGGCACAUGCAGGCGGUGUGCUCUAUCGAAAAAGAAGUAAACCUCAAAAAUUCUUAUUUAAAUAAUGUCCGAUUAAAAAUUAUAUUUUUCCUAUAAUGAAAAUGUGAUCCUCAUUACCGUUUAGUUAGUUUGACACAUAUUGAAUUUUUAGGUAUCUCAGUUAGUCUGUGUCGCGAUGGAAAGACGAGUCUUUAGAAUUCGUGUUAUUUGAAAAAUCGAAUGAAGAUGUAUACGCAUAUAAAUGCAUGCGCAAGAAUAUGAUUCUAUCCUAUAAGAAGAUAUCGUUAAAUACCUAAUUUGCUCAGAGGACACUGCUGAUCGCUCGUGCGUGAACAAUAGGCAUAAAAUUAAAUUUUUUAGCAAAGUGUAUCAAUGUAUAUGAGAGAAACUAAUUAGAACUUCGUCGAUUUACUCGCGUCCCCGACAAGGAUUAUAAUUGUAUCGUUUUGUUGAUUCCAUUAUUGUUAUAUGUCUUACAGAUUUGAACUAAUCCGUAGUAGCAAAAAAACAAGCUUUGAAACUAAGCUUUACAGAUAUUAUUCAGAACAUACAUGGGACAGACAACGGAGCAAAGGUACCCUUUGGUAACCUGCACUCUUUUAUUGGCUAUCGUUUGUACUCGAGCUAGCUAUUAAAAAAAGCUCUGCCAUUAAAAAUAAUAAUUCACUAAAAACUCUAUUUUUUUUAGCCUAGGAAUAUUGGUGCGUCAAACUAUAGAUUAGCAACCUGAUUUUAAUCGCAAAAAAGUUUCGGCAUUUUCAAAUUCUAGAAUUAUACGCUCAGUCAUCUCGAUUGACUGAACUAUUAAGCCGUAACUGUAUCCAUCUACAGAAAUGAUCAUACGAUACCAUAGAUGGCGUUAGAGUGCAAGCUUAGAGCGCCAUACUAUCCAUAUAUGUUAUGCAACUUCUAAGAAGCAUGCUUCACAAGUUCUUACCCGCUGUAGUAGCCGCUAGAACAGCUUCGAAAUUGUCUUUGUUACGAUGGCAUGUGCUGCUCAUAGCCAGCUAAGAUUGUUCGCAGAUCCAUUGACAGGCCGAACGGUCGAGUUGCUUCCCAUCAAUAAAAGCCUUUCCGCGACAGCUAAUCGUAUUGGUUAAAUGAUAGGAUCCUAUGAUGGAACGCUAUCAGAAACUCUCUUGCUUCUCUUGAGGCGCUCUUGCCGAUAGACUCUCUAAGUGGUCAAGAGCUUGGUCUGCCGUUCCAUUUGGGCUGAGAGCAUGACGCAUAAAAAGAAGAGGAUCUAUAUUCCAGAAAACAGACAUUUAGCUGUAACGAUGCGUUUAGGAUUGCAAGUAAUCUGAGUUGCAAGAGAUAUUUUCCCAAACAAGCUCCGCGUAUAGGGUUCCCGUUCGAAGUUAGAAAAAGGUACACUUCGCUUCCUCAAGCCGGAAGAGGCUAACUGCUUAAAGCAACGUUCAGUAGCGCACAACUGCCGGAUAUAAAGCUUGAAGCACUCAUCUAGAUAAAUAUGCAGUAAAUACCCCAUAACAUCAGGUAGCUUUAGGGUGCAUCGACCUUUUUCGUGCACAGAUACGUGAAAAAACUUUCGCUUGUAUGCUUAUAUAUAUAAAGCAAUGAAUAUAUCUCACAGGAUCCUUUUACUUGUUGUAGAAACCCGCGUCAUUACAAAGCUACUGCACGCUUUACGCUACUCGACAACAAUAAGUAGACUGAUUUAUACCAGAAAUGAAGACGCAAGCAAAGCCACGAAAACAAUUAUCUAGUUCGUACGUCUUACCGUCUAAAAACGCGACACAAAUGGCUUUUCGUAAACAGCUAUGGCUAUAUCAAUACGGUAACGUCAUGCCUCAGUGUUCAGACGCGUCAAGAGCAUUAUCCGGCCAACAAACGUCGGAAACU
Messenger RNA from Varroa destructor (honeybee mite), 4941 nucleotides. RefSeq lists its product as uncharacterized. Lineage: Eukaryota; Metazoa; Arthropoda; Arachnida; Mesostigmata; Varroidae. The record is from RefSeq and is a predicted model, not a curated record.